Anarrhichthys ocellatus (wolf-eel) is the source of this 2783-nucleotide messenger RNA. RefSeq names its product ubiquitin-conjugating enzyme E2 D2-like. The record is from RefSeq and is a predicted model, not a curated record. Gene Ontology annotation, molecular function: beta-mannosidase activity. The transcript has 5 exons. Lineage: Eukaryota; Metazoa; Chordata; Actinopteri; Perciformes; Anarhichadidae. Bases 2088 to 2783 code for a protein of 231 amino acids. Gene Ontology annotation, biological process: glycoprotein catabolic process.
GUACAUAUUCUCUAUAUGCGUUGUGAGCGUGUCUCUAGAUAUGAAAGGACCUAUUUUCUCUCCGGUCCGCAUCGUUCACUGUGACGCCAGUUUGUUGGGUACAUUGGUCCAAUCAGUUUCAGAGGGUUGUUGAUUCAACUUAACGAAGGUUUUUGGAGGCGGCAGCUUGUUAUGCUUUUGAAUAGUUUUGCAUUAUACAUGAACAGGGUGGACAAAAUAAUAGAACCGACUCUCAGCAUAAUGCAUCAGACUUUAACAGCAGCACAAGCUGCAGCCUCCGGAGUCCCCAUGAAUCAGCAUCUCUCUGAAACAGUGGAGACAAAGUGAAGAUGUAGCCUUCAUGGAGGAUGUGCUGCAGCUCUGUUUGUUCGUUAGUUAGCUAUUCCUACUAAACUGGCAGCGCAUUUGUAUACGUUUAUGAUUUAUUAUCCACAAUAAGUGCGACCUUCAGACGCCUCGUGGAAUGAGUACCUGACGUAGUUUCACUCUGUCAGGUACAAUAAACUAGCUCAGGAGUGGACCACGAAGUAUGCCUUGCUCUAGGAUACAUCAAAAUGGCAAAAGACUGGACACACAAGUACGCGAUGUGAUGCGUCAUCUGGAGAGCUGGUGGAAACGUUGUUGCUGGUUCAGACCAAACAAACAAGGGAUUCUUUUUCACCUUUUCUUUUCUCUUUUUGGUUAAUCAGCAUUUUUACCCCUUUUUCUUUUUCCACCUGCGCGCUUAUAAGAAGAUAGUGUUUCCUCUCCAGGACACGAGCCAGUUCUCUGAGGUUUAAAUAAGAGUCACCGCCGGGUGAUAACGUUCACUCUGCUCACGCCUCCUGAGCCCCGUCAGCCCCGUGACCAUUAAUAAUGACUUUCACUCUAAGCUGGAUUCUCAAAGCACUUACAGAAAAGCCGGUCUUUUGCCAUACCUGUCAACUCUGAGUUUUAAAAGGUUUAAAUUAGGUUAUUAUCUGAAAGCGGUAAAGAGCUGAUCUGGUUGGUGGCUCUGGUGUGACGUCAGUCUGAUCUUCUGAUCUUUAGUGUAGGAAUCUAUUACCCGAGGAGGACGUAUCUUAUUCCACUCUCAGUGUGUACAGAGAAGCACAGCAGUAUAUCUCUAUGUUAAGGAAAAUAUAAGAACUUCAAUGUUGUAUUUUAUGCAUGUUAAUAAAGGUAGGCUAUUAUAUCUGAUAUGUUUCUGCAGAUGUCGAUUGUAAGGCCGAACAGAUGAGGUUCCCUCGGAGGCGGUCUAUUUCUGUUAUUUAGAAGCCGGUAGACGAGCUGUUAGCUUUACGCCCAAUCGAACACUGUCUUCUUGUAGCCAUAAAAUAUGGAGGCAAAGCAAAUGGUUGAUAAUCAACUUGUGGCUCUGUUUCUGUUUUUAGUUUCCCUUCAAUAAAGUUACUUAAAUCAUAAGUGUCGGCUGUGUUUAUUUGUUUAAAUACAGCACACAGUAUAGAGUUUAUAUCCUUGAUUCAUCCUCUUAAUAAGCCUCUUGAUCAUAAAGAGGUAAAUUAGUUUAUUUGUAUUUGCGCUCAGUUAAACUGCCAUAUAUAUUUGACAAAAUAAUUUCAGUGUGUCACGGUGACUCAAAUAAUUCACAGAUACGUCAACACCCACCAAGUACACGAUGAGUACUUUAGUAACUAAAGUAUGUUUUGAAGCCAAUAGUAUUUUAACACGAUUGCAUUCUUUCACUUAAGUUUAAACUUCUGAAUACUUCUUCCAUCACAAGACACAUAAUGCAAAAGUAUGCUUCUAGGUAUUCAAAAAUGUAUAACAAUAUCAAUAACAGUGUUUAUAGUGUGUGUGGUAUAAAAAUACAAUUAACUUUACUUUAGUAACUAAUACUUCUACUUGAUUUUUUAAUACUAUUUAUUACUACAAGACUACUUUAUUUAUUCUUUAUCAUUUUGAUUCCACGCACAAACAUGUUCUUUUUAUUAUGUAUUUAUGCGUAUACUGAUCACAUGACUGUCACGAGGAGGGUCACGUGACAAACUAGGAAGAGGCUGUUCAGAGAACCACAACAAAACUCUGAUAGUCCAUUUAAAGUAGUAUUCCCGUGACGUACCGUGUCAUAUAUACAAAGCAACAAUAUGAGUCUGUUUGUACGCGGUGUUUGUGUUUUCUUGUGUUUGUUUCUGGGAGUUUUCUCGGUGUUUUGUUCAGUGACUCGGAGUCUGGACGGUAAAUGGAGUCUCUCAAACUCCGACGGGUCAGUGUCGCUGCCCGCUGAGGUUCCCGGAUGUGUUCAUUCAGCUCUACAGCAGCAGGGAUACAUCCAGGACCCGUACUUCAGGUUUAACGACGUGUCUUAUCGGUGGAUCGCCUUCGAUAACUGGACAUACACGACAACGUUCACCGGCUCCAGCCAGCUGAGAGCCAAUCAGAAGGUGCUGCUCGUCUUCGACGGCAUUGACACCGCAGCAUCCGUUUGGCUCAACGGAAUCGUCGUCGGGAAGACGGACAACAUGUUUCGUAGAUAUGACUUCCCGGUCAGAGACUUGCUGAAGGACGGGGAUAAUGUGCUGAACGUGAGAUUGUUGUCUCCGGUUCUCUACGCGUCUGAGCGGAGGAAAGCUCAUUCUGCCUACAGGGUUCCUCCUGAAUGUCCUCCACAUGUCCAGCAGGGGGAAUGUCACGUCAACUUCAUCAGGAAGGUAAGAACGUGCCACUACGCUUUACCGCUCAUCUGGAACAAACACCUGAGUCUAAUCACAAACAUCUGUUUAUACCAGUGGUGGGCCUGCAAGGCCUUCUAUGCUGGCUUAAACAGAAUCACAAAGUUAUAG